AUGGUUUCAUAUCUUGCAAUAAGACUGUUUCUCCUCGUUGUUCUGGUCCCCAGUACGUGGCUCCAGUUUGUUUCUCUAACAGAUCAGGUGGAAGUGGAAUGUCUAGGUAGCCUUGCAAAACUCAAGUUGAAUCCGAGUUAUUUCCAGAACAAGUAUGUCGGUUUUGCUGCCCUGGAUCGGUUUGGCAGAGCUUGGUCGAUUGAUGAGGUCCAGGCUAUGAAAUGUGGCUAUACCAUUUUCCAGGACGCUUGGGGGAACAUUGAGUUCCGGGCCUCCCUGAUUGGCUGCUACACUCAGAUAGUGGAUGAUCAGCAGUUCACACUAACCAUACAAAUCCAGGCAGCAACAAACCCAGAGAUGCACACUGCAACUUUGCUUAAUGUCCCUGUGAGUUGCUCGUAUGGCCCAUGGCAGCCCAGGGAAAUCGUCUGUGAGACAAACUACAUGGAGGUCUCAGUGAGAAGAAAUGUUCCCUCAAUCUCAGAUGGUUUUCUUCAAGAUCAGCCUGAAGACUGGGCAUCUGCUUUCUCAGAGGUCAAAACUGGAACUCCUUCCAUUUGGCAAAUAGUCUUUCACAUGGGCUCUGAGAAGAGCUCAAUGAUGGUUGAAGAAGCUCAAGCUGCCGGUUAUGGGAUUAAAAUGACAGAGACCAGGAUCGUGUUGAGAGCGCCCUACAAUGCAUCUCAAGCUCAGAAAGUGGAAAUCAGUGGAAUCCCUUUUUCUUCUGUGAGAUCCAGUACCUACUACAAGGAGCGUUUCCUGCUCUUCAUGGUCGACGCUGCCAUGGCCUGCCCUAUAGAUGGUAUAACCUACACCGAAGAAACAAUCACUUGGACUAUCCCAAAGCACGUUUCUCUUCUAAUUGGAACUGCUACAAUAAAAGAAUUGCACGUAGAGAUGGGUGUCGACUUAUACAAACUGUCAACCCAGGAUAUAAAAAGCCGAGGUUAUAUGCUGGCCAGUAACAAGGAUGCCAUUAUAGUAAAGAUACCCAUUGGUGCACUGGGUGGUAACUACAAGAGUCACGUGGUUGAUAGAAAAUUGAUGAUCACCUACAAAAUCAACAUCUUUGUGGAACAUUUGUGGGAAGAUGACAAAAGAGGUAUUACGAAGCAUCUUAUACUGAAGAAGAUCAGCACACCUUUGCAGCUUGCACCCAUCAGGAUUACAGACUAUACAAAGAUAAAUCUCAAGCUCUUCAAUGCAACGGUUGGCUCCUUCUUGCCAGAUGUAGACCUGGUUGGUGUGACAGUGGGUCAUUCGGGGCCCUUGCCAUUGCCUGAGGCUGAGAAAUGGGGCUGUAAGAUCAUUGAAAUCAAACACCCCAAUGGCAGCAAAGAUUACCUUGUGCAGAUCUCAUUUGAUAGUCCUGGAGUUGAAAAGGAGUAUGUGCCAGAACACUUUCGAAAUUAUACUACCAAUCCUGUACUGCAGUUCACUGUGAUUCCUCAGGCAGAAGUCUUUGAAGUCCCAGUCCCUCUUUCUGCCUUGGUGAGGGAUGCAGUGCUGCCCCAUGCAGAAGGAUUCUGUGAUAACGAAGCCCUCUAUUUAGUGGUGAAACGUGGCAACGUGGACCAGAAUUGGUUGCCCUUUGUAGGAAACACACCCCUAACUCAAGAGACUGCACAGACCCUUCAAUAUGGAUUGCAGGUCAAUCAAACUCAUCUGGUCCUGAGAGUGCCAAAGCUCGCCACUCACGUGUUCCUUGAGGAAAUAAACUCCUUUGGGAUUGUGUUCACCUUCCAGUUGCAAUUUAAGGACCAUCUCAGUCAAAUAGAAAUGAUUGAAUUUACCAUUUCCUGCAGCUUCUCUCCGAAAGAUCUAAUUGACUGCCAGCCUAACGGCACAAUUGCAGUCUCUGCUCGGACGUUGGUUGGCAUGCCAGACUUGGACCUCUCCAACUUAGUGCUGAGAGACAAACGGUGUAAACCAGCUUCUGUGACAAAGGCAGGAGCAGACUUCCUCUUCAGUGUAAACUCUUGUGGCACAACUCGCAAGUUUGAAAAGACCAUCAUGACUUACGAAAAUGAGGUCCUGUAUUUCCUCCCAGGCCAAGCAACACCUGUUUACCAGUUGAAAUGUGCUUGCCAGUACUUCAUUGGAAAUACGCUGCUGUUCCAGUAUAGCCCUGCACGAGCACCAUCGCCAACGAUACUGCCUGGGACUGGGCAACUGGAACUUGCCCUUAAACUGGCCAGAGACCAGUCCUACAAAGAUUUCUAUCAACGCACCGAGUAUCCAGUAAGCCGUUACCUGCGAGAGCCUCUCUACUUUCAGGUAGAACUUCUUCACAGCCAAGAUCCACAACUGGAGUUGUUUCUGGAGAACUGCUGGGCUACUGCAAAAUCUGACAGGAACAGUUUUCCACAGUGGCACAUAGUGGUUGACAGUUGUGAGAAUACAGCAGAUUCACAUCAGACCAUAUUCCAUGAUGUCCCCAACAAUUCUGUCCCAUUCCCUACACACCUGAAGAGGUUUGAAGUAAAAAUGUUUACGUUUGUGGUGAAUAGUCAAGCUGUUAAAGGACAGAUCUACAUCCACUGUAGCGCAGUAAUCUGUGAUUCCACCCAGCCAUCUUCUGAUGCCCUUUGCAUCAGGCACUGUAUUCCCAGAAAGCAAAGAGCAGGCCGGAGCAUUGAUUCCUCGAAUGAUAUCCAGGGAUACGUUUCAUCUGGAGCAAUUGUGAUAGGAAGGAGGAAUGAUUCCUAAACAUCUUAUAAAAAGACUGGAAUAGUGGCAAGAUGUAAUUUUUGAAGUAUUUAUUUCUAGGAGUUGCAGCUGUGUAUUAUGUAAUAAAAAGCCUACAAUAGGUAUAUUUGGGUA
This is a messenger RNA of Pantherophis guttatus, 2823 nucleotides long. Its product is annotated as zona pellucida sperm-binding protein 2-like. The record is from RefSeq and is a predicted model, not a curated record. NCBI's taxonomy places the organism in Eukaryota, Metazoa, Chordata, Lepidosauria, Squamata, Colubridae.